UCUCACUAUGAACUGCCAUAAAGGUCACAAGUUUGUCCCUACAUGUCUUCGUUUUCCUAUGCAACCUUUAGUUUUGGAGUUACUUUAUUCUCAUUUUUUGAGUCCCUUUCUUUUACUUUGAUGCUAUAAAUUAUUAUUGGUUCGACUUAAUUUGAUUUACAUAUAUGUAAAUUGAUAAUUUAUAAAUUAUCAAUUCUUGAUAGUCUUGUGUGAUCCUUUCUAGAAGUAAACUGAUUCAUAUGUCUCCGAACGUAUAAAAGCAGGGUUCUUAACAAUCGACGAGUCUCACCCAUUUUCUAAUUAUUUUGAAAUUCACGUUAAGUCACUUAUCGCUAGUCAGUCAGGUGUUAAUACAACCAACUUAUUAUUACCAUAGUUGCUAUUUCCUUGCUCGGUAAAUACGGUUCAAAUGCUUGGUUUUCUAUUUGCAAUUUAGAUUGGUAGACAAGCAAGUUUUUUAAGGUACAACAUUGUUUUCAAUAUCUACCGAAACCUUCUCAGAUCAUACCUUAUUCUCCUCGUUCUUACUUUAAGUAUAAUAUAUAUAUAUAUAAUUGUUGAUCUGAAACUUUUCUUUACAGUGUUCACGUGAUAUCCCAAACUACUAGUGAAUCAUCAUGACAAUAGAAGAUCCAGACCUUGAGGCUGGGAAAAAUAUUGAUGUUGACGAACUACUAGCGUCAUUUGCAAUUGACUUACCUGAUGAACACACCGAUCCUGAGAAGUUACUACGCAAAGAGUUAUUAUCACUUAAGCAAAUGAGAAAAACCCUUACUGAUAUUGAUCAUGAAGUUAAGAAGUGUGAACGUAAAGAAGAGAAAUCGAAAGCUAUGAAACCAAGGGAAAAAGCUAAAGAGGAAGCGAUGAAGCUUCUUAAGUCAGGAGCAAUAUCAAUUGAGAACAAAAAUGAGCGUCACACAUUUAAACGUAAACCUAAGGAAAGUGAAGAAGAUGAGGUGCCAGGACCCAACAUGAACUUAAAGGUAAAACAGUCACUCUACCGCAAUUUUCUACCUGGUCCAAUACUUAACGCGUUGGGACCUGAGGAAAAAAAAGUAGACGUCUUAUCUAACCAUAAAGCGGCUACUUGUGAAGGUAACUGUACGGAUGCUUCUGAGACCUUACAAACUAAGAGGAAACAGCAGUUCAACCUCCUACUGGAUGACAAAAAUUUGGAUACGGACCAAAUAACGGAUGUUUCAGAUUCAUGCAGUGUCGAUCAGUUACAUUCUCCGAACCGACCAGCGCACUCUACCUUAUAUGUUGGAUAUCAUAAUAUCACUGAAUCUUUUAUUCAUGAUGUUUUCAAGCCUCAUGGUACCGUUGUAAGGAUUAGGAUUGGUAAUCCCUCCAAUUCCAGUUAGGUUUUUGGGGCGUGAAUUAUAUUUUCCUGUUAUAAUUUAUCUACGAAAAUUAACUCAUCGCCAUAUAUCUUUGUAAUCUUGGUUCGUUUGAUGUAGUCGUCUGGGAAACCAAAUAGAAAGAUAAUACAUCUACUUCAAAAGUAUAAACGAGCUUAUGGCCAGUUAUGUUUUAUUAUAUCAUUAAGCUGAUGACUUGAACUAACCGAAGUGGUCGAACUACCACAUUUGAAAGUGGGAUUAUGUCCUUUUUUGGUACUUCAGUCCAACUGCUUCAAGCUAAACCUCUUCAUCAUAGUAUGCUAGGGUAAGUAGUAGUUGGAAAAAAUCGAAUUUCAAGUAUGAUGACUCUGAUCAGUUAACUUUCAUCCCAUACAGACAGACAUCAAUACAGGGCUUGAGACAGGUAUGUUUUGUCCCAAGUUUCCAUACCGUAUUAGGAUGACGAUGUGAAGAUGAACCGCGACGCAGACUGACAUAAUAUUGCAUCAAUGAUAAAAAGGAAAACUGAGCUUUGGGGAUAUGAUUCAAAAUGGCAGCUCGACUGACGUGAAAGAUGAAUUUUACAGAAAG
Molecule: messenger RNA, 1934 nt
Organism: Schistosoma bovis
Lineage: Eukaryota; Metazoa; Platyhelminthes; Trematoda; Strigeidida; Schistosomatidae
Source: the annotation of a GenBank genome assembly